AUGUUGCUAGUUAAACAUUUUUCUCUUACAAAAGAGAAUCCCAAUAUAUUGGCGGCCACAAGACUGAUGCGUCCCCUGCUCAAUAGUCCCAUCGUUCAGGUGGUCAUCUCAUUUGUGGUGGGCUAUUAUGCGACUACGAAGAUAUCCAAAGUCUAUGCACUUAUUCGGGAGAGCACAAAUCAAAGGCGCUCCAAAUUAGAGUGCCAAACGCAGCUCACUGUUGGCCAAGCCAGCAGUUCAGUUUUGGCCAUGGUCGAGCUGCCACAGGCACCUGAAUCUCUGCGCCUGACCCACAAACAGCUGAGAGAAUUCGACGGAGUACGUGACACAGGACACAUUUAUACGGCACUCAACGGAAACAUUUAUGACCUGACUGCGUCGCGGGACACAUUCAUGCAACCGGGUCUCCACUCUCUGCUCGCUGGCUGCAAUGCCAAUGAGGUGCUCAAUAUUGCAUGCAGCUCGAUGGGCGUCUCCGCCUCGGAUGUCAUUCAACGGUGGGAGCGAAGCUUCAAUGCUGAAUUCAAUAUUAUUGGCUACUUGGUUGAAAGCGAUGCGUCUGAAACGGAUGAAUAUCGAAAUGACGACGCAACUUUGGAGUGAUUAAAGUGAUCAGAGGUCAUCGAAUGCUUUUCUCUUCCAAAUGUUUUACUUGCUUAUCAACUCAGACUUUUCAGAUUUAUGUUGCUAUUGACUGCACUGAUAAUAUAUAUACAUAUAUAUAAUUCCAUUG
Messenger RNA from Drosophila grimshawi, 733 nucleotides. RefSeq lists its product as uncharacterized. The record is from RefSeq and is a predicted model, not a curated record. Bases 1 to 603 code for a protein of 200 amino acids. Lineage: Eukaryota; Metazoa; Arthropoda; Insecta; Diptera; Drosophilidae. The transcript is spliced from 2 exons.